Molecule: messenger RNA, 1441 nt
Organism: Cryptomeria japonica (Japanese cedar)
Lineage: Eukaryota; Viridiplantae; Streptophyta; Pinopsida; Cupressales; Cupressaceae
Exons: 2
Coding region: 354-1088 (244 amino acids)
Source: RefSeq, a predicted model, not a curated record
UUGCUGUGGAAAAGCUAUUCUACUGGCUGAAACAGAGGAGCCCCCAUCGUGGCGAGCAAGAUGAGGAAUUGAUUUCUUGUUGCUUUGUUUUUUUAUGAAUUAUUUGUGCCGUAUUAGGAUGAAAGCACAAAGUUCAGUGCCCUUUACCUCCUGCCCCCACCCCCACUCAAUCAAUUAACUACUUUUCAAUAUUCCUUAAUUCUCUGUCAAUCUCCGCAGUGCGCCACGAAUUCCAACGGGUCACCACUUUCUUAUUGGAUUGAAAUUCUGGUAUAUUAAGGAAUCACAAGCUCUGUAGUUUAGUGGUGAAACUUUUUCUUUUGUUAGUGUUACCUGUUGAAGAGGGAAGAGCUAUGGCAUGGAAGAAAAUAUACUUAGAUCUUGCACUGGUGCCUCCUUCCCUUUUUCUGUUGGUGCUAUAUCACAUUUUUUUGUGCUACAAAAUCAAGAAAACGCCUCUGCAGACAAUUACAGGGGUUAACAGCGUUGGAAGGCGACUCUGGGUUGAAACUCUGAUAGAGGACACAGAUAAGAAGAACAUUCUGGCAGUUCAAACAAUGCGAAACAUGAUAAUGCAAUCCACAUUGGUGGGCACAAUUUCUGCUUUGUUGUCAACAGGAUUGGCUGCAGUGAUGAGCAGCACAUACAGCUUGAACAAGCAGCAGCCUGCAGAAAACACCAUACUCUUUGGUGCUCAUCACAACGAGCUCUUAGUUGCAGUCAAAUAUGCCACUCCUUUGAUGUUUUUGCUCUUAAGUUUCUUCUGCAGUUCACUCUCCAUCCGCUUCCUCAACCAGGUGGGUUUCUUGAUAAAUGUUCCUCUGCAUGAACCCUGUUUGAUUUCAUCAGAGUACGUGAGCCAACUGCUGGAAAAGGGCUGUGUAUUCAACAUAAUUGCAACAAGAAUACUCUACAUUGCAUGCCCUUUGCUUAUGUGGAUUCUUGGACCCUUUCCAGUGCUGCUAUGCUCGCUGGCCUUACUGCCUGUGCUCUACAAUCUAGAUUUUCUUCUCAUAUCUAAACAGGGCAAAAGUGCAGGAAACAUGGUAGAAGAUGUAAAAACCAAAUUAUGUUAUCGAAUUUUAUAGAAUUGCACUUCUUCCUCUUCAAAUCACGCCCAUUCUUGUUGAAUCGCAGUUUGCAGAGUUUAUCCACAAGGAAGAUGAGUGAUUUAACUGUAUAUUUAGCACCCUCAAAGAGAAGAAAGAUCUAAGUUUAACCUCUUGGCUUUCAAGAUGCAAGAUAAUCCAACAGCAUUAGAUCUUCGUAAGGGGAUUAUAUGUGCUCUAAAAAUAAAUUAGAUCCAAGAGUUCCAUUACUGCAAUGAAGGUAACAAGUGCUCAAGGAAUCUUUCAUUCCACUGUAAUAUUUAAUUAUGUACUUUCCCUUUUCACUAAAAGAGUGUGUAAUUUCAUUAUUGAAAUUUAUACAUUUUUCUAAA